Molecule: messenger RNA, 282 nt
Organism: Rotaria sordida
Lineage: Eukaryota; Metazoa; Rotifera; Eurotatoria; Philodinida; Philodinidae
Source: the annotation of a GenBank genome assembly
AUGAAAUACAUUCAAAUUCAAGGUGAAAUCGCAAUAGCUUAUUCAUUAGUACAAAUGCUUCCAUCAAUAUCAUUGACAUUCACUGAACCAUCAGAAAUUGUUAUUUUAGAUAUUCAUGCAUUACAAAAUCAAUUUUAUUUUUCAUCAAAUAUUAUUGUUCGACUAGAAUCAACCGUUGAAUUAUUAUUCAACGAAUUAAAAGCUAAAGAAACCAGCAACGAAAUAUAUAUUAUUGCUUUUUCAGAUGAUGAAAGACAUAAAUGUUUUUCCUCAUAUAUUUGA